AUGAGCAUGACCACAUGGAUGGCGCUGUUCGGGCUUGUGUGGCUGCUGCGUGUGCGCGGCUCCCUUUGCGGAUGUUCCGCGUGCAAACGGGCCAGGCUCGAUCAACCGGAAGAAAGCCCACGCGCCAGCCCUGAAGACCGUGCGCCUUUUGACGUCAUCGCCCUACAACACUACACUCGUGACGUCACAGUCCAAACGGAUUUUGAGGAUGACGAAGUCGAGGAUCUCGAUAAGAUCGAGUUGCAAAUUACUGAAGAAUCGAAUGCGAGCAACUUUGAGGGCGGUCGUGAACAAACGCAGAGCCCAGAAGGCGGACACCACGUCACAGGAAACAGUCAGUUUUCACAAGACUCGGACGAUAUUUGGGAGACUAUUGAGGUGACAUUGGAGCGUGGAGCGUCAGGACUAGGUCUUAGUAUAGCAAGUGGUGAGAGCGAGGGCGACGUCAGCAUAACACGGAUCGCACCCGUGGGCGCUGCAAAGAACGAUGGACGCCUGCAAAUUGGAGACAUCUUAUUGCAGGUCAACGACGUCUCUGUCGAGAAUGCACCACACUCGGUAGCGGUGGACGUUUUACAAAAUGCAGGAAACAUUGUGAGACUAAGAGUUCGGAGAGCUCGCAGGCCAAGGGUGGUGACACUGUAUAGAGGCGUGCGCGGUUUGGGCCUGGGUAUAGCGGGCGGAGCGGACGAUGCCGCGGGUGGAGGUGGUGUCUUUAUAUCGCACAUCGCUGCAGGUGGCGCUGCCCAUCACGACGGCAGACUGAAACUGGGAGAUAAAAUCCUGGCUGUCAGGGAUGAGGAUGGUAUAGAAACAUCUUUAAUCGGAGCAACUCACGCAAAAGCAGUAGCAGCUUUGAGAAGAACAGGUGAACAUGUGACCCUAGUGCUUUUACCCGCUACAAUACCACCAGUAGUGAGAACCGCUCCGCUAUACUCAACACGAACACAAGCAACGUCAUGUUCCACGCUUCACGAGCUUUCGGAAGAGGAUCCGACUAAAAUACCAAGAUGUGUGCGAAUGGUACGGCUCGUCCGUUCUGGAUCACGUUUAGGAAUGGAUAUAGUAGGUGGUUUAGGUGAUGCUGAACGGGGGAGUGAUGAUGACGCUUGUGGGGUCUUUGUGUCUGGAGUGGCUAUGGGAGGAGCUGCCCAGGGAAUGUUGCACAAGGGAGACAGGAUAUUGAGCGUUGAUGGACGGGACCUAACACGAGCCACGCAUGAACAAGCUGCUGCAGCUUUGAAGUACUCGGGUGGUGCUGUAACCGUAGCAGCUCAAUACCAGCCGGAGCAGUAUGAAAGGCUGCGUGCACGCAUCCGAGCGAUCAACGCUUCUGUAUCGCCGCACGCACACCGCGUCCAUGUUCCUGUACAACCUGACUUGCAUACUAUUUAUCCUAGGUAACAAAAGACUGUCUUUGAAAUGGAAAAGGAUUAAUGACUGAAGACGAUUAGUUCUUAAGAGGUUGGGAUUAUGAGACAUUAUAAUGUAUACAUGAUAAUUUAGUAAAACCUAGGUGUGAUAGUGAAAUGUUUAUUUUCUGUUUAGUUAUCUUAACCUAAGUUAUGGUCUCUAACUAGUCGAUACACUGUUAUUAUUAACAUAUGACUUUCCUGUUAUUAUUUAGUAGAGUAUUUGUACGAAAUAAAAAAAAUGCUAUAUCGCUAUUGCGUUGACAUGACUUUUGUACUAUAAAAUACUGGGAAAUAAUAGCGAACAAAAAUACGAAUCACAAGACAAAUAUAUAUACACUUGAAAUCUACUUAAACCACUUCCCACAAGUCAGAGUAAGCUACAAAUCUCGUAGCAUUAAGCUUUUUAGAGGACCUAAUGAAGUCAUCUACGCUGCUACAGUGCUACGAAGUGAAUUCACGCGUACUUCCUGUUGUUUUUUUUUAUAAAAUACAACAUGCAGAUACUAAGUUUCGUUUAAAGAAUCUUAUUAUUUACUGCCGCUUCCACAAGACGGGUCCCUUUAGAUUGUAUUUUAAAAUAACUUACCAGGAUUUAAACUUAUUUAAAAAUCAAUUCUAAAUACAUUGAAGAUAGUCCGCUUAAACAUACGUUACAAAGUUUAACAAAGCUCUGCCAUAUCUGUUUACAUUUGUGAACCUUUUCUGCGGUUCCCUUUGAUAUGAAAAUUAGAUUAAAUGAUAACAUUUAUAUAACGCGCCGUUUGCAAUGAUUAUUUUAUUAUAACUAUUUACAUUUCAUCACAUCAGCCUCAUUGUAAUAAUAUUUUAGAAAAAGAUCUGUAAUACGUGAAUGUGCGUUUAGUAUAAUGAACAAU
Molecule: messenger RNA, 2290 nt
Organism: Pieris brassicae (large cabbage white)
Lineage: Eukaryota; Metazoa; Arthropoda; Insecta; Lepidoptera; Pieridae
Product: disks large homolog 2-like
Exons: 11
Coding region: 1-1404 (467 amino acids)
Biological process (GO): chemical synaptic transmission
Cellular component (GO): postsynaptic density membrane; neuron projection; neuromuscular junction
Molecular function (GO): protein binding
Source: RefSeq, a predicted model, not a curated record